Messenger RNA from [Torrubiella] hemipterigena, 4452 nucleotides. Lineage: Eukaryota; Fungi; Ascomycota; Sordariomycetes; Hypocreales; Clavicipitaceae. The record is from the annotation of a GenBank genome assembly.
AUGGACUAUUUGCAUACCACCGUUCGGCCACUGCCUUGGCUGCUUCCGCCUAUAGAUGGCUUCGCUCAAAUCCAUUCCCUCGAUCUGGGACCAUUGUUAGCGGACUACAGCUAUCUACAAUUAGCACUGCUACUAGCUCCAUCUGCAUUUGUGCUGCUUGUAUCGCCUUUCCGGAUCUUGCAGCUACGCAGGGCCAACCUCAAAGUCCUGCCCAACUACAGAGGCGCCAUCAAAGCAAUACUGGCAGCUUCCAUUGCCGUCCUAGAACUCGUUAUUUUGGUGGUUUAUCUUCAGUCUACAGUAGCCCGCGAUGACACAGCCAUUGGCAUUCAUGUUGCCGUUGUUGUUGCCUCCCUCUUUGUUUGUGUACUGUCAUUUUUCGAACAUGGCCGCUCUGUCACGCCAUCCACCAUUCUUAUUCUGUAUCUGUUUGCCUCGAUAGCGUGUCAGUCCCUACAGCUGCAACAAAAUGGUCUCGACAAUCUAGAAAUUCUCUACGCGGACCUUGUCCUGAGAUUUGCCCUUCUUAUUAUGGAGUUGUCUAGCAAGAGUGCUUAUCUUCGACACCCAUAUUCAGAAUUAUCUCCAGAACAAACAACUAGCAGUGUCAGCCGCGCCUUUCUGUUCUGGCUCAACGAUCUGAUUCUCCUCGGAAACUCCAAACUGCUGAGCAGGGCUGACCUCCCACGACUUGAUGAUGGUCUAAGGUCCAGUCCUCUUCGCGAGCGCAUGGAAGAUAUGUGGUUCAACGCAGCAAAAUCGACACCGACCCCAGAAAAAGAUGACGGAAUGAUGCUCCUCUGGGUCGUGUUCCGGUUCUUCCAGCGCAGCCUGCUCUUCAAUUCUGUACCGCGUCUCAUGAUGAUUGUAUUUCGAUACAUGCAGCCCGUAUUCAUCAACAACACGAUUCGAUUCGUGACGGAGCCUGCCACUGAAAUAAAUGAACAAAUCACCGGCCGAUACCUCAUCCUUACAGCAGUUGUCAUCUACGUUGGCCUCGGUGUUUCAUUCUGUAUGUACUACCAAAACCACAACCGUAUCAAGACCCAGUCUCGCGGCGCACUCAUCGGGCUCAUCCACGCGCGGUGUCUGACAGCCACAGAUGGCGCCUACGAGAAUGCGUCGGUCGUUAUGCACAUGAGCAGCGACACGGAUAUCAUGGAGAAUUUUGCAUGGCUGUGCCAGGAGAUGUGGGGGCAAGUCAUUGAGCUCAUGAUUGGCAUUGGCAUGCUCUGGAUGCAGUUGAGAUGGUGGUGUCUUAUGCCGCUCGUCAUCAUUGCUUCAUCGUCGCAAAUUGUGAAGUGGACAGGGCGUCUGACGAGCGAGUCCAUGGUAGAAUGGCAAAAGGCCAAGCAGGAUCGCAUUGCCAUUACCACAUCCUUGGUGGACUACGUCAAGAGCAUCAAGAUGAUGGGUAUGACGAGAUCUAUCACGGAUAUCGUCCAAGCCUCGCGUAUCAACGACCUCGUCACAGGUCUUGACUAUCGCUGGAUCGUCGUGUACUUCAAUUUGACUGUAAACGGAAUUUCUAUCCUCACGCCCGUCGUAACACUGGUAGCAUAUGCGGUGGACGCACACCUACGCGGCAAAGAGUCUCUUGAUGCCAGCACGGCCUUUACCUCGAUUGCCAUCAUCACGCUCGUCACCAUCCCCGCCAAUGUCAUUCUUGCGCUUGUCCCGCAAUUCGCUACAGCGUACAGCUGCGCCGCUAGAAUCCAAGGGUAUCUGCUGGCGCCGUCUAAGGACGAUAAAAGGACUCUUCUUGGCUCACCAACAUCGACUGAGCCCACUCCAGCUAUCGUCUUUACAGACGUCUCGCUACGCCCAGCUGCUACAGCAGAUAUUUGUUUGAAGAAGGUCAACAUUUCCUUCAAGAAAGGGUCUCUUAACGUCGUCUGUGGCCUUGUUGGAACUGGUAAGACAACGCUGGCCAAGGCAAUCCUUGGCGAAGUCACCGCAGACUCAGGCACUAUAGCCGUCUCAACCAAGCGAAUGGGAUACUGUGCACAGAAGCCAUGGCUGAUUAAUGCCAGCGUUCGAACUACGGUAUGCGGCACAGAGGACGAAAAGAGUAUCGAUCAUGAAUGGUACAAGACGAUCAUCCAUGCCUGCGGGCUCGAUGAGGACUUGAAACAGUUGAGCAUUGGCGAUUCCGAAGCAGCUGGUAGCCGAGGUGUAACUCUUUCUGGUGGCCAAAAGCAGCGUGUUGCCCUCGCCAGAGCAGUGUAUGCGCGACCCGAGAUCCUCGUUCUGGACGAUGUCUUAUGUGCCCUCGACGCCAAAACAGAGGCACAUGUGGCAAAGAUGCUCCUUGGACCGGAGGGUAUCUUCCGCCAGCAUGGGAUAGCGGUUGUUUUAAUCACCCACGCUACCCAAUAUCUUCCAUUUGCCGACCAGAUUGUCGUCCUAGGCUCUGGUGGAAUCGACGAACAAGGGACCUGGGAUAAGCUCCGUGCUUCGACAGGCUACAUUAGCAGGAUCCAGUCGACAACCCCGAAGAAUAAUGCUAACCCAGAGCCAACUGACGUAAUAUCCUUUAACGCAGGUAGAUCAGCACCGGUUUCUGGUGAACUACUACCCUCAGACGACGAUAACGAUGAGCUAGAUCCGUCCAAGAGAGCUGGCGAUCUCUCUGUAUACUACUACUACUUCCGCUGCGUCAACAUGGCAGCUGUGGUCAUCUUCUUUGCCUGCAUCGUCACAGACGGAGCAGCAUUGGCUAUUACACCGUCUGUGUUGCGUGCCUGGUCGGAAGCCGGCGGUGCCCAUAUGUGGCUGUACACGACUCUCUACGCCGCAUCGUCUCUGCUAUCGCUUGCUGCUACUGGUUCCGUAAUCUGGUCUGCCUUGAUUCUCAUCGCCCCCAAGGCCGGUGAAGUGCUUCACUUCCGUGUACUCAAGACAAUUGCCAGUGCUCCGCUAUCGUACUUUUCCACAACAGACUCUGGCUCCAUUCUCAAUCGAUUUACCGAGGACAUGACCUACGUGGAUCACACGCUGCCAUACCAUUUGAUGAACUCGUUCUGGAGCUUCUCGCGACUAAUCUCUCAGCUCGUGCUGCUCUCCAUCACGCAAAUCUAUGUCGCUGUCGGCACACCCUUCCUCUUCUUCACGCUAUAUCUGCUACAGAAGCUCUAUCUCCGUACAUCGCGACAGAUUCGGUAUAUGGACAUUGAGCUGCGCGCCAAAGUGCUCUCCAGCUUUCUUGAGACGCUCGAAGGAGUCUCGCACAUUCGUGCUCUUGGGUGGCAGUCACAAUACGUUAGACAGAACAUCCGCGAUCUCGACAUUUCUCAGCGACCACAUUAUAUGAUGCUAUCUGUUCAACAAUGGUUAUCCUUGGUACUGGACAUGCUUGUGGCUGGACUUUCUGUUCUCAUUGUCGGUCUUGCUGUUGUGUUUCGAGCCUCGACUAGCGGCGGACAGAUUGGCAUUGCGCUCAACAUUGUGCUUACCAUUUCGACAACCCUUACGCGUCUUCUACAAUCAUGGACUCAGCUGGAGACCUCGCUCGGUGCCGUGUUCCGCAUCAAGUUGCUGGAAGCGACGCUGAAACCAGAAAACAAGGAAAACGAGUGCAUCGAGCCCCCAGCACAAUGGCCAGCUACAGGGACUAUUGAACUCCAAGAUGUAGUGGCCUCUUACAAUCCCAAAGCCAUUGCGCUGAAUGGCAUUUCGCUCACCGUCCACUCAGGCCAGAAGGUCGGCAUAUGCGGUCGCACCGGAAGCGGCAAGUCGACCUUUUUAUUAGCACUGUUACGGCUUGUGGAAAUGGAUUCGGGCACGAUUCGCAUCGACGGUAUUGACCUGGCGACGUUGCCACGCGAGUCGAUCCGCGAAAGGAUAGUAGCUCUUCCACAGGACGCAUUCAUGCUCAAUGACACGAUACGCCGAAACAUCGACCCAGAAGGGAUUGCUUCAGAUGAGCAGAUUAUUGCGGCUCUUGAAAAGGUGCGGCUAUGGGACAUUAUUGCGUCUCGUAUAAGUAAAAUCGCUUCCAUCUCAACUGGCAGCACUGCACCUUCAGGGGGUCAAAGUACAACUACCACAGCAGAAGCAUCUGAUCCCUUGAAUGCGCCACUCAAAGAGCUACCACUUUCGCAUGGCCAGUUCCAGCUGUUUGGUGUGGCACGGGCUCUCCUGCUCAAGACACGGUCCCGGAUUCUGCUACUGGACGAAGCAACGAGCAACGUGGACCUCGAAACAGACAAGACUAUACAAAGAAUUGUUAGGGAAGAGUUUGCGCAACACACGGUGAUUACCAUCGCCCACAAGCUCGACACUAUCCGCGACGCAGAUACCAUUGUCGUCAUGGACAAGGGACGGAUUGUCGAGAUCGGAUCUCCAAAUGCCCUGCUCGCCAAGAUGGAUGCUCAAGAAACGAUGAGUGGAGAGCAGCCGAUGGGAAAAGCAUGGUUCCGAGAAAUGUGGGAUAGUGCUCAUCUAGAAUAA